This is a messenger RNA of Tripterygium wilfordii, 2167 nucleotides long. Its product is annotated as DEAD-box ATP-dependent RNA helicase 51. Gene Ontology annotation, molecular function: ATP binding; nucleic acid binding; RNA helicase activity. Gene Ontology annotation, biological process: maturation of LSU-rRNA from tricistronic rRNA transcript (SSU-rRNA, 5.8S rRNA, LSU-rRNA). The transcript is spliced from 12 exons. Bases 82 to 1896 code for a protein of 604 amino acids. Gene Ontology annotation, cellular component: nucleolus. The record is from RefSeq and is a predicted model, not a curated record. NCBI's taxonomy places the organism in Eukaryota, Viridiplantae, Streptophyta, Magnoliopsida, Celastrales, Celastraceae.
UUCGCCGACUGUUUUAUUAGGGUUUAACGAACACACCCUUGCUCUCAAAGCAAAUCUCGUCGAACGGGCAACUUGGCGGCCAUGGCAUCAGAAGACGCGAGCUCGAAGAGUAAGGGGAAGAGAAAGCGAAAUAGAGGGAAGAAGUCGAUUGUAGAAAAUCCAGAACCGGAGCUGCAAAAUGCUGAAAUUGUUGAACAGGCAGAAGGAGAAGAUGAGGAGAAGAGCAAUAGUGAGGGACAUGUUGAGGAACGGAAAGAGAAGAAGAAAAAGAAGAACAAGAAGAUGAGGAAGGAGAAGGUUGAGGGGAUAGAGGUUGAGGAAGAUGAUGAGGAGGAGGAAGAGGAAGUGGAAGGGGAGGGGGAAGAAGAAAAAGGGGACGAGAAGAAGAAGUUGACGGUGAAGAGUGGUUCUGGGAUUAUGAGUACCGAGUCAUUCGAAUCGUUGGGAUUGUCCAAGCACACUUUCAACGCUAUCCAGGAGAUGGGUUUCCCGUUCAUGACUCAGAUUCAAGCCAAAGCAAUUCCUCCGCUUAUGAUUGGCAAAGAUGUUCUUGGAGCUGCAAGGACUGGUUCUGGAAAAACCCUUGCGUUUCUAGUACCAGCCAUAGAGUUGUUAUAUAAUAUCAGUUUCACUCCUCGCAACGGAACAGGUGUUAUAGUCAUUUGCCCAACAAGGGAACUUGCCAUACAGACUCAUGCGGUUGCAAAGGAUCUUCUGAAGUAUCAUUCGCAGACCCUUGGCAUGGUUAUUGGUGGUGCAGGCCGGAGAGGUGAAGCAGAACGUAUUGUGAAAGGUGUGAAUGUAUUAGUAGCAACCCCUGGUCGGCUUCUGGACCAUCUUCAGAAUACGAAGGGAUUUGUGUAUAAGAACUUGAAGUGUCUCGUGAUCGAUGAAGCUGACAGGAUAUUGGAGACAAAUUUUGAGGAAGAAAUGAAGCAAAUUAUCAAGAUUUUACCAAAGAAGAGGCAAACUGCUUUAUUUUCGGCAACCCAAACUAAGAAGGUUGAAGACCUUGCCCGUAUAUCAUUUCAAACAACUCCAAUCUAUAUUGAUGUGGAUGAUGGGAGAACUAAGGUCACUAAUGAAGGUCUGCAACAAGGCUAUUGUGUUGUGCCUAGUGCGAAGAGAUUUAUUCUUCUAUAUUCAUUCUUGAAGAGAUAUACAUCAAAAAAAGUGAUGGUCUUCUUUUCUUCAUGCAACUCAGUCAAAUAUCAUUCAGAACUUUUGAGAUAUAUUCAUGUGGAUUGCUUUGAUAUUCAUGGAAAGCAAAAGCAGCAGAAACGUACCUCUACCUUUUUUGACUUCUGCAAAGCAGAGAAGGGUAUCUUGCUUUGUACUGAUGUUGCUGCUCGUGGACUUGACAUUCCCGCUGUGGAUUGGAUUGUGCAGUAUGACCCUCCGGAUGAACCCAAGGAAUAUAUUCAUAGAGUUGGUAGAACAGCCCGUGGAGAAGGUGGGAAGGGAAAUGCCCUCCUCUUCUUGAUUCCAGAAGAGUUGCAAUUUCUCCGUUAUCUAAAGGCAGCAAAAGUUCCUGUGAAAGAGUACGAAUUUGAUCAAAAGAAGCUGGCAAAUGUGCAGUCUCAUCUGGAGAAGCUGGUGGCUAACAACUACUAUUUGAACAAGUCGGCUAAAGAUGCGUAUCGGUCAUACAUAUUAUCGUAUAAUUCUCAUAGCAUGAAAGAUAUCUUUAAUGUUCAUCACCUUGAUUUACAGGCAGUUGCUGCUUCCUUUUGCUUUUCUGGCCCUCCUAAGAUCAAUUUGCACUUGGACAGUAGUGCGUCCAAAUUUAGAAAGAAAACGCGCAAAGUUGAAGGAACCCGUAAUGGGUUUAGUGAUGGCAAUCCUUAUGGGAGACAGGGAGGUGAAGACGAUAAAAGACAAUUUGUAAGGUAUUAGCAGGAUCAGUGCUUGGAGUUCACACAUGAAUCCACACUAGUACUGUAUGAGUAAUUUUAGUUUUAGGGUUCAGCAAUUUCUUGAGCGACUGGACUCUGAAAUUUUGUUUUCUUACCAUUUUUGGUGGUUCUCUCGAUGAUGAUAGCAAUGAGAAGAAUGUGUAACAGAGGUUUUGAUAAUGGCUAUUUGAUGUUGUUGAUAGUUAAUUUUCUUGUGAACUGCACGUAUGUUGAUAUACUCAAUGGAUUGGAUUCUUAGCAAGUGAUUUGCA